Macrobrachium nipponense is the source of this 3521-nucleotide messenger RNA. Its product is annotated as ribosome-binding protein 1-like. Gene Ontology annotation, cellular component: endoplasmic reticulum membrane. The transcript is spliced from 22 exons. NCBI's taxonomy places the organism in Eukaryota, Metazoa, Arthropoda, Malacostraca, Decapoda, Palaemonidae. The record is from RefSeq and is a predicted model, not a curated record. Bases 350 to 3454 code for a protein of 1034 amino acids.
UCGGCCGACCCAUAGAACGUCGUUGCUUUUCGUUGGGCCAGGCUUAAACGUCGUAGUUUUCGUAGUGUAUAUCUAUGGCAUGUUGGUAAACAAUGAACCCGGACACGAUUCUGUCGCGCCCCCGGAUCUAACGUCGUCUUCUCCCUCCCGUUUUCUGCUUUUCCUGUGAAUUUACGCUUUUGUGGGACCUGUGUUCGGUAGACGAAAGGUUUUGCCAGUGUUGAAGCGUGGUCUCGUGUUCAUUACGUUGUCGUGUGGUAGCCUACGACACCCCAGACAGACGAGGCCUCGGGCAGGUUGACCUCUCUCCAGCCUUUACGGAGGUAUUGGCUUUUUAGCAUAGUGCACAAUGGACGUUUUUGUGCUUGGUGGGGUAGUGCUGGUGUUGACAGUGGUUGUCUACAUCCUAGCAACCCUUGGCACAAAGGAAACCCCUUUUGAAAUAGCUCUGGCAGAACAGCGCCAGAAGAGAGAGCAAGAAAAUGCACCUGUUAAAUCAGAAAAGCAAAUAAAAUACAGACCCAAGCCAAAGAAGCCAAAAGUUAGGAAAGAGGCUGAUCCAGAGCCGUCAGUAAAGCCUGCAGUGGCCCCAGUUGUCGCACCAGAACCCGAACCAGAGCCUGAACCAGAGAUCAAGGAACCAACACCUACACCUACUCCUCCACCCUCUAUAGUAGAACCACAACCAUCACCUCAACCCCCACAGGAUAAGAAGAAGGACAAGAAAAAGAAAAAAGAUGAAAAGAAGGCUAAGGACGUCCCUGCUCCUGAAGCUAAGACUACUGCUAGCAAGGAGCAACAGGUGCAAGAGAAGGUUGAAGAGGUCAUUGUUUCCAAAGCCGAGGCACCAAAAUCAGAGUCUAAAAAACCAGAGGCCGCUCCCGAACCUUCCCCAUUGCCUCAGGCUAAAGAAUCUAAGAAAGAGGUAGAGGCACCUGUUAAACGGCAGCAGAUUGAGAUCAUUGAGACUGUCGAAAGCCAGGUUGUCCAGAAUGCAUCAUCUGCUGCUCCUGCUGUUCCAGCUGCUACCACUGGCAAAGUAACUCCCACCCAAGAGAAGAAAGAAAAGAAGAAAAAGGAGAAGGCUACUGCUGCUUCCACUCAGGGUGAUAUGAAGCUUGUGUCAUUGCUCCAGCAGUCUGCUCUCAGUGGAAACAUGAUUCAGUUGAUGAUUGACAUUUUAUUGGAUAAACAGCAGCAGAAUAACGAUGGAGGGGAAUGGGUUGAGAAGGGCAAAGUUGAUCCCCUCACCCAGAUGCGUAAGCAGUUGGAAGAGGUACAGGCUCGCCUGCAGGAUAAGGAUGAGGCCCACAAAGCUCUCACUGCUAAGAUAUCUGACUUGCGUUCUGAGCUGAACGGUGAGCGGUCCCGUGCUAUCAAACUGAAGAGUCAGCUCGAUGACACCAUUGCCAACCACACUCGUCAGCAGGAGAUAGCUGCCAGCAAUGCCGUGACAGCCCAAACAGCUAAGCUGAACGAGUUACGUAAAGAACUGGAGCAGGAAUAUAAGACCAAAUUGGAUCAGCAACAGCAGAUCCUUGAACAAUUGAAGAGUAACACCAAUGAGGCUGAGAUAGCAAAAUUGCAUGCAUCCUUGAGCGAUGCAGAAUUGCAGGCAAAUGUUGCUCGGCAGAAGUCAGAGGAACUGAGGCUGAAUUUUGAAGAACACAACAGGAAACUGGAAGAGAAGUUAGCAGCUGAAGAAGUAAAUAAAAAUGCUCAGUUGUCUGAGCUUCAUACACAAUUGGCAAACACUGAUGCUGCACGCGCCAAGGCUUUGGCCGAAGCAUCAGCUAUAGCUGCAGAGCGUGAUGGUCUUAUAGUGCAGCUCUCUAGUGAAAAUAGUAAAUAUGCACAAUUACAGCACAAGAUGCAGGAAACCUUGCGUGAGAAAUCAGAAGUUGAUUCCAGACUUAUUCAAGUGGAGUCUGAUCUUAGUAGUGUUCGACAAGUGGUGUUAGAUCAAACUAAUCAGAUUGAGCGUUUAAAGGAGGAGAAGGAAUCGCUAGCGUCGCAAAGUGUCCGUCCAGCAGCUGAGGGUCAGGAAAAUGGCGAUGUACAUGCAGAGCAAAGUGUCGCCACUGACACAACACAUUUAGAAUCCCUAGUGAAAGAAAAAGAUAGUUUAAUAGAACAGCACGUAUCUGAAGUUAAAAACCUAAAUAAAGAGAUAUCAAGAUUAAAAGAAGAUCUGGAGGGCCAGAAGACCAAGAACAAUGAGUUACGGGAAAAGAACCACAAAGUCCUGGAGGCCUUAACGAGCACAGAGGAAAAACUGGUGGCUAGACUCAGGCAGGUGGAUGAUUUUUCUGGCGUCAUUGACCAGGAGAGAGCCAAGGUUCGUGCCGUCCUAAGAAGAAUCUCUCCUGAUGUUCUAGUAGAUGAUGCUUUGGAUCAAGAUGCAUUUUUGAAUGAAUUUGAAACAAAAGCAUCACAAGUGUCGACACAGACAUCCAUGUCGGUGCCAGAGGUUGUGGAGAAGGUUGUUGAGGUAGAAAAGGUUGUGGAGAAGGAAGUUAUUGUAGAAGACCCAGCACUUAAAAACCAGGUAGAGGAACUCACUAGGGAGAACACAGAACUUAAAACACAGGUUGCUGAAUUCCAGAAAUCUAUACCAAAGGUUGAUGACAGUAAGAGAGUAAGCGAGUUAGAAGAGGAAGUUAAAUCUGUUAAUGAAAAAGUUGUUCACUACCAGAAAGUUUUAGCUGAUACUGAAGAACUGUUAAGAACAUUGCAAGCAUCAGUUGAAUCUGAAGAAGUUAACUGGAGCAAGAAGCUAAGCGAGAAGGAGAAUAAUGUCAAACAGCUCACAGCAGACAAGGCUAACCUCGAGUUGCAAAUCAAGCAACUCGAGGGUACUCUUGAUAAAGUCAGACAGGCUGAAGAGAUGGACUCUCAGCUCAAGGUAUUACAAGAGCAGCUACAGAAAGAAGAAAAAGAAAAGGCGUCAUUGCAGCAACAGCUGCAAGAUGCCCAAGAGCAGCUAACAAAAACUGCCACUCAGGGCGGCAGUGAUGAAGAUUGUUUGCGGGAACUUCGUACGGAGAACCAGAAGUUACUAUCAUUGGUCACUGUUGGGCAAGAGGAGAGCCGAGAGCAGGACCAACUCAUUCAACAGCUACAACAGGAGCUAGCUGCUGUAAAGGCAGCCCUGGCCGCUAGCCGUUUGAGUAAAAUGGGCUACAUGGUUGGUUGGGUGGGACGCAACAGCAACAACACAAGCACCGACAACAACUUGGAACAGCAGAGCGCAAGCACAAACGGCCCUGCCAAUGAGGAGCAAUGUCAAGAGGAUGACAACUCACGCGCUGACACAGAGAGUCUGAUGUCUGCAUCCUCUGCCUCGGUCACUGAUACUAACCCCUCACAGGUUGAGUCUAAAGCAUCGGCUAAAAAGAAAAAGAAGAGAAAGGGUAUAUUGGGAAAACUUAUGGGGAAAAGCUCAGACCCUUAAGGGUGCUGGGGCUAAGUAGUGAAAUGCAAGAGAUUAUGCAAGUAAAUGAAAAAAAAAAAAAAAAAAA